UGAAUAUAGAUUAGCACUUCAUUUACCAGAAUCACCAAGAACGACGACUUUGACUUUCUCAAUAGCAGCCAUUCACAAGUACUUAUUGCAGAGAUGACUGAGGAACGGUUGGUGACUGAAGUUCCCAGCAGCUUGAAGCAGCUGGCAAGACUUGUCGUUAGAGGCUUCUAUACGAUAGAAGAUGCUCUCAUAGUCGACAUGCUUGUAAGAAAUCCAUGUAUGAAAGAAGAUGAUAUUUGCGAACUCCUCAAGUUCGAGAGGAAAAUGUUAAGAGCUCGAAUAGCUACAUUGAAAAACGAUAAAUUCAUUCAAGUGAGAUUGAAAAUGGAAACGGGACCAGACGGUAAAGCACAGAAAGUGAACUAUUAUUUUAUAAAUUACAAAACUUUCGUUAACGUAGUUAAGUACAAGUUGGAUCUCAUGCGCAAAAGAAUGGAAACAGAGGAACGUGACGCUACCAGUCGCGCUAGCUUCAAAUGCCCGUCGUGCGGCAAAACAUUCACUGAUCUUGAAGCAGACCAGUUAUAUGACAUGAUGACAAACGAGUUCCGUUGUACAUUUUGUAGUCAAAUCGUAGAAGAAGAUCAGUCGGCUCUUCCAAAAAAGGAUUCAAGAUUAUUAUUGGCCAAGUUCAACGAACAGUUAGAAACACUGUAUAUUUUAUUACGAGAAGUGGAAGGCAUCAAGCUUUCACCAGAAAUUUUGGAACCGGAACCAGUGGAUAUUAAUACUAUCAGAGGGUUGAACAACAAACAGAUGGCCCAACGGCCACCAGGAGAGCAGUGGUCGGGCGAAGCCACGCGCAACCAGGGCAUGCUGGUGGAGGAGACCCGCGUCGACGUCACCAUCGGGGAGGCCGACAACGCGAACGACACCAGCGCGCUGCGCAAGGAGCGGCCCGUAUGGAUGGUCGAGAGUACCAUCGUUACUAAUGACCAGAGUGAUAGUGUACAUUCCACUGACGCUGCGUUGGAGAAAGCAGCUAGCAAUGCCAGUAAUGUGAAGACGACAGGAAAAGAGAAGAAUGAUGACAUCAUGUCCGUCUUGCUUGCUCAUGAAAAACAAAACUCAGGAAAUUCGGCUAUGAUGAACGCCGUGAAAGGAAUCGAACCGGAUAGUUCAGAUUCAAGUGACAACGAGUCGAAAGACCCGUACAAACUCAAGGACGAGCUUGCUGCUGUUGCUGAAAUGGAAAGCGAGGAUUCUGACAUUGAUGACAACGCACCCACCGUACUCGUCAACGGCAAAGAGGUGCCAAUCACGAGCAUCGACGAUGACGUCAUCGCACAGAUGACGCCCACGGAAAAAGAAACUUACAUCCAAGUAUACCAAGAGUAUUACAGCCACAUGUACGAUUAGAUAAGCAUUACAAAUCAGCUAUCAGACGUAAAUAAAUGUCUUGUCUAAAUCUCGAA
Messenger RNA from Trichoplusia ni (cabbage looper), 1415 nucleotides. It is a transcript of the gene TfIIEalpha, whose product is annotated as general transcription factor IIE subunit 1. NCBI's taxonomy places the organism in Eukaryota, Metazoa, Arthropoda, Insecta, Lepidoptera, Noctuidae. The coding region runs from base 94 to 1359 and encodes 421 amino acids. The transcript has 9 exons. Gene Ontology annotation, cellular component: transcription factor TFIIE complex. Gene Ontology annotation, biological process: transcription open complex formation at RNA polymerase II promoter; transcription initiation at RNA polymerase II promoter. The record is from RefSeq and is a predicted model, not a curated record.